This is a messenger RNA of Lagopus muta (rock ptarmigan), 9873 nucleotides long. It is a transcript of the gene DDX60, whose product is annotated as DExD/H-box helicase 60. The transcript is spliced from 42 exons. Gene Ontology annotation, cellular component: cytoplasm. The record is from RefSeq and is a predicted model, not a curated record. The coding region runs from base 545 to 6022 and encodes 1825 amino acids. Gene Ontology annotation, molecular function: ATP binding; nucleic acid binding. Lineage: Eukaryota; Metazoa; Chordata; Aves; Galliformes; Phasianidae.
CUCUUUUGUUGUCUUUUUGGUGAGUGCAACCAAAGGCCACAUAGCCCUACCCUUUCUGAUGCUGACUCUGACACAUAACCGGCACCACAUGCUGAUUGAUACAGACCCAUAGAAUCACAAGGUUGGAAACGACCUUCAAGAUCAUCAACUGUUCUCCCAUCACCACUGCUACCACAGCUACUAAACCAGAUCUUGCAGCUCCUCAUCCAGAUGCCUCUUGAACGCUGCCAGGGACGUGCUGUAUUCAGUGACUCAGCCUUCAAGCACAUAAGAAAAGAAACAUGAAACUGACACUGGGAAUAGAAACCGAAAGCAGUUGGAAUGGGCGGUGACGGCUCUUUAAAAGCAGCAGCUGGCUGGCGGUGCAGUGAGCAGUGAGUGGCAGCAGGAAAUGUGGCAGUCCAUAAUGUUUAUAUAUUUGAUAUGGUUCUGCUUUCUUUGAAAACAUUCGACUUUAUAUUUCAGAUACAGAAAGGAAACUCAUGAAGUAAUGAUUGACAAUUUCUAGAAUUUUCUUUUGUGGAUACUAGAAUCAAGAUCAGCGAUGAAUUCUGCAGAAGAUAAUUUGAAGAAGGCUGCUCCUUAUUAUUCAAAUGAGAGUGCUGAUAGUGAUGAUAACGACAGCGAGUGUGUUGAUAGUGAGAAAAUAAACUUCACUGCAACUGAGGAAGACAAAGAGAGUGAGAGUACGAGUGACAGUGGUGAGGAGGAUGCCGCUGAUCACGAUAAAGAAGCAGCUGUUGUGCGGAUGCUUAAAGAAAAGGAAGAAAGGGAAAAAGAAGUUGAAGACCCGGAUCAUGCUGAAACUUAUUGUAUCUCGACCACUGAUGAAGUGAUAUGGCAUGAAUCAGAAAAUGAAAGCAGAGAUUUCACAGUUCCCCAGAAUAAACUGGAUUUCCAAAACCCUGAAAUAAGAAAACAUCAUGAAAUUCUGAUGAAAUUGAAGCAAAACAUUUGGCCAUCUCUAUCAAAAGCAUCGUUUGUCAGUCUGUUAAAAGACUUUGUUGAGUCUGAAUUCUUUGUGAUAGAUGGGGAUUCCUUAUUUCUUAUGUUCCUAAAUGAGGAAGUACAACAUCUAACGCUAUUUUACCUGAUUGAAUGCUUUCUGCAUGAUUUCACUCAAAAAGGAGCAAAAUACAUCAUUGUUUUCUUCAAGGAUGUAGAACAGAUGUACUUCCAGAAUCCUCAGUUUCUUUUCUUACGUACUGCAUUAAUAGAACAUCUGAAGCACAACACGUGCAUCUCCGUUCACACAGAAUUUUCCAAUUGUUUUUCACCACAAUGGGAGAUUUUUCUGCAGAAAUCCUAUCCAUAUUUCAUCAUCAUAUCUGACAUAGGACUGACCUCUCUCCAAACCAACUAUCUGACUAUUUUUAUUGCUCAUUCACUGUCAAAGAAAAUCAAUGUUGUACAUGCUUUUGGACAGGAAUACGAUACUCUUAGAGUUUAUGGAUAUCAUCUUCAGAGUAGGUGGAAACACAGAAACUUUUUUCAAAAGUAUGAAAAAGAUCUGCGGUGUGCCUGUGAAGCCAUAGUCAGGUACAAAGAACCGUCCAUGUACCUGUAUGGACCUCUCAAGCUGAACCUGAAAAGCAUAAAAAAUGAGGUUUACCAGACUGUCCUUCUGUUGAAAAAACUGUGGCCUGAAGGAUCUGAUAUUCGUCGUGUGAUCUGCGUUCUUACUUGUGCAGUGGGAUUAAAACUGUACAGUGAUGUGCUGGAAAGUACACGUGCUUCCUUGGGAGCAAAACUGGAGCAAUCAGAAAGAGAAAGAAGUAAACCACUAUCUCCAGAAGAAGCCUCUGACCUCUGUAGAAUGCAGUGUCUUACAACAGUAUUUCUUCUGCAUAUGCCUCUUUCUCAGAGAGCUCAGAUUAGGAUCAUGCAAUCUCGCUGGACUAAACAAGUUUUACCCUUAAUAAAAAUGCAACAGAUGUGUGCACAUUUUGUUCUGAAACAGCUACGUGAUACAGAUGGUUGGAAACUGGAUUUAACUUAUCUGCCUGACUUAAAUGAUGAUUCGCUGCUCAGAAAUCUUGCACAUUACUAUGAGAUUGAAUACUCUGAAGGAUUGGAGUUCCAAAAGGAAUUGGGGGAAGAAAUGGAUAAAGAAUACAGGUUUUUAUGGAACGCCGUAACCAAACUGACUGUGAACUAUGAUUUUGGAGAUGCUUUCCCAAUACGCAACACUUCUCAAGUAUUUAUUGAUCACCAGCAGACAUCAUUUAGAGUCUGUGGUGAAAAAAUUCCUGAUAUAGGACUAAUCCCAUUGAAAUCUGAUCUUGUCGAAGAAUAUGCUGGUGAUGUUUUGAAAGACCUACCUGUUUUGAAAAGCGAUGAUCCUGUAGUUACUUCACUUGCUAAGUACAAAGAAUUUGAUGAGCUUCACCACUGGCAUUCUGGCAGACUGCUGACUGAGGAAUAUGAACGAGUGCCAUGCAAUGCAGAUGCCAGGUCCAAAGAUGCAUAUGAAAGAAAACAAAUUCAAAAGCUUCAGACUUUUCAUCGUUUGUACGGAAGCACUUUGGAAGGUAGCACUGCAAAGUUUAUCGUAUGCCAAAAGGAUGCUGCAGGGAAGGCUGCUGGUGCUGUGAAGAAGACUAAAAUACGCAAAAGCAAAGCAGAAAUAAUUAUGGAGGAAAACAACAGGCGACUGAAAGCUAAAGAAGAAAAGAAAGAACAGGAGCAAUGGAAAACCUUGCAGAUACCAAUGGAGAAGGAAAUACAAGAAAAUCUGACAGUUGGAAUUAAUAAAUUGGAAAAGUUUCUCAAGACAGUUAAAAGUAAAUCUGUGAAAUUCAGCAUAGAAAUAUCAGCACUGUCGGCCUGUGUAGAAGCAUGGAAAAAACACUGCAGAAAACAAGGAAGCAAACCUGAAGACUUAAGCAGUGCUGUCCAAGUUAUGAGGAGAAUUCAUAUACUCCUUGAAAAAUAUCAAGAUCUUUUGGAGAAAUCACACUUGCAGAAGCUGAGUCAGUAUCUACAACUUCUUGGAUUUGAGAAUUUGGCAUGUACUCUGACUGGCCAGAUGAGAGAAGGAGGAGAUGAUCGGAGUAGAAGCAACUAUGAUAUUGAGGUGGGACCAGCUCGCUUUCAGCUGCAAUACAUGGACUAUUACUUGCUCAGAGAAGAGAGGAAUGAUCCAGAUCCCCGAGUGGAACACUUCAUACCAGACACGUGGCAGCGAGAGCUUCUUGAUGCUGUGGAUAAUAACGAGUCUGCAGUGAUAGUUGCUCCCACGUCAUCAGGGAAAACAUAUGCUUCCUAUUAUUGCAUGGAGAAAGUUCUGAAAACCAGUGAUGAAGGAGUAGUUGUCUAUGUUGCUCCUACAAAGGCACUUGUAAACCAAGUGGUGGGGUCUGUAUACAGUCGAUUCACCAAGAAACUUCUGGAUGGAUUGGUGGUGUGUGGAGUCUUCACAAGAGAUUAUCGCCAUGAUGUCAUGAAUUCUCAGAUACUAGUGACUGUGCCUCAGUGUUUAGAAAUUCUGAUGCUGUCUCCUCAUCGCCAGAGUUGGACCAAACGAAUACAAUAUGUUAUAUUUGAUGAGAUUCAUUGUCUGGGUGGUGAAAUUGGAGCAGAGGUUUGGGAGCAUCUUCUGGUAACAAUUCGGUGCCCAUUUUUGGCUCUUUCUGCUACUAUCAGCAAUCCAGAUCACCUGACUGAGUGGCUACAGUCUGUGAAAAGGUAUUGGCAAUGUGCUGAUAAUAAAAUAGAAGGAAGCUCUACCGACUCAGAGAAGAAUUCUGCAGGGAAGUAUAAAGGAAGAUCUACAGUAAAAGAACAGAAAAAAUCAUACCGUGUUAGAUUAGUCCUGUAUGAAGAAAGAUACAAUGAUUUGGAGAAGCAUGUGUGUUCUCUAACGGGCAGUGAUUUUGUCAUUGAACAUUUUCACCCUUGUGCUGCAUUAACAGUCAAUCAUAUUGAGAACUAUGGUAUUCCUUCAGAUCUUUCCCUGUCUCCAAGGGAGAGCGUUCAGCUGUAUGACACAAUGGUAAAAGUCUGGCAGAAGUGGCCAAGGGCACAGGAGAUGGAUCCUGAGGAAUUUGUCUCGUUCAAGAAUAAGGUUGUGAUAAAAAAGAUGGAUGUGAGGAAAUAUGAACAGGAACUGAAGAAAGAGUUAAGCAACUGGAUUGUAGUUGGACAAAGACAGAAGGUGAAUGAGGUACUGGAGGACUUAAGGCCCAGACCUGUGGAUUGUGCAGAACAUCACAAGUGGAAGCAGUUUGCACGCUUUGUUGAUAAAUUGCAUGAAAUGGGUAAAUUGCCUGCUAUAUUUUUUAUAUUUGGCUUAGAUUUAGUGGAAAAGGCAGCCAGGAAUGUCUUCCUGAAUUUGCUGGAAAAACAAGGCAAUGAAUGUGACCCUAGAAUGGAGAAGGAAAAAGAAGAUAUAAAGAAGAAAUUAAGGAAAGUGAAUAAAACACUAAUGAAAUCUGAGAACAUCGAUAUCAAAAAGGUGAAACCUAGUAAAAUGGAAAGCAUGGUGAUGCUUUUGUCUAUGAAAAAACAGCUACAGGAAAGACUUAACAAGCUUACUGCGAUCCCUUCUAUGUGUACUUAUGCUGAUCCUAAAGCAGUGGAUGAAGAUACUUUGAGGAAGAUUUUUUAUCGACUUAGGUUUCAGAGAAAUGGCUAUCUGCAUCAAAUGCUGGCACGGAGGGGCAUUGGGUAUCAUCACGGAUCUAUGGCCAUGAGGGAAAGGCAAACGGUGGAGAUGCUUUUCAGGCUGGGAUAUAUCAAGGUGGUCACAGCUACUUCAACACUCGCUCUAGGGAUCAACAUGCCAUGUAGGUCUGUGGUCUUUGCUGAUGAUUCUGUCUUCUUAGAUGCACUAAAUUACAGACAGAUGUCAGGACGUGCUGGAAGACGGGGACAAGAUAUGAUUGGAGAUGUGUUCUUCUAUGAUAUACCAUUGCCCAAGGUUGAAAGACUUAUCAAAUCCAAUGUACCUCAACUGAAAGGCCAGUUUCCUCUGACUAUCUCCUUAAUACUGAGACUCAUGCUGUUGGCUGCAAAGGCUGAUGACAAAAUGGAUGCCAGAGCAAAGGCAUUGUCAGUGCUGAAGCACUCGCUGAUGUCAUUCAAAAGAGAAAGAUAUGUUGGAAUAUUAAAAAUGUAUUUUAUGUUUUCUUUGCAGUUUCUUAUCAAAGAGGGCUACUUGGAUCAAGAAGGUAACCCCGUAGGUUUUGCUGGGCUUGUGACACACUUACACUAUCACGAACCUUCAAACUUCGUCUUAGUGAGUUUUCUUGUGAAAGGUUUAUUCCACAAACUGUGCCGGCCAAUUAAGGAAGGCUCAACUGAUUUCUCGGAAGAAGUCCUAGAGAAGCUAGUGCUUGUUCUAGCAAAUCUGUUUGGGAGAAGAUAUCUUCCAGCCUGCUCAAUGGCAUUUAAACACACGUUUUACCAGUCCAAGGUCUUUCUAGAAGAUCUGCCAGAAGACUUUGCAGAUGCUGUCAAUGAGUACAACACCAAGGUCGAAGAAAACUUUGCUCAUUUUCUUCUGACAACAGCUAAGCUGGCAGAUAUGGAAGAAGAAUACAAACUUCCACUGUCAAAGACAGAUUUCUCAUCUGAAAAAUGGCACAGCACUGAACUAGCAUCUUAUUUGAUGGACAACACCAAACGCAUAUCUGCUGUCUCACCUUUUGCAUGUAUAUCCGGAAUGGUUGAUGAUGAUCUAUUUCAUGGGGAGAAUGUUAAUAAAGCUGUACUACGCUCCCUUGGAAUUAAUGUCAGAAACUGCCCCCUGCUUCAUUUGAAGAAGUAUGAUAAACAAGGAAGAAGCUUGCCACUCAACGCAUACGCACUAGACUUCUAUAAGCACGGCUCCUUGAUUGCUGUGGCAACUGAUAACUGGUUAAAUGAAGGAGAUGCCUACUACCUCCUUAAGGAUUUUGUACUCCUGAUUCAGUCCAUACGAACCUCACUGAGCGAACUGUGCGAUGAUCCCAAUGAUCAUGUUCUACUGGCAUUUCAAAAACUCGGAGAAGUCUACGAAAGUAAAUUUAAUGCAGUCUGAGUCUUUUGGUUACAAUGGAUGACUGUGUGUAGGGUGGGGUGUAACACACAAAAAACCACCACAAAAAACAACCAACAAAAAUGAAAGAACACAAACCUAAAAACCAGUACUACAUCAUAUUCUUACCAUAUAAACACUAUCGGCUGUCUUUUAAAUUAGAAAGUGACUGAAUGUUCAGAUGUAUUUCAUUAUAAAAUUUUAGUAAAGCCCACUAUUAAAAAUGAAAGAUUAGCACAGAAAAUUGAUCUUGUCAUAUUAAUGUUUUAGUAAUUUUAAUGUCUAUUACAUUGUAGCUUCAAUGUAUUUCAAAAGUAGGUAAUUGCACAUUGUGGAACAGGUUUUCUUUUAAAUCAGUGUUUUAAAUUAAGGCAGUUCUCAAAAAUACUUUGAAUGAGUGUAAGAAUUCUGAGGCGCUAAUCUCACUAGCUGCAAGUAGGAAAGCACUGGAAACUUUCAGCUCAUUUCUUUGGCAAUGCAAAUAAAAUCAACUGUUCUAUUGAUUUUUAUAUGGUUUUAAUAUGUAGUACCAUCAUGAAUGUUUGCAGAAGCUCUUAACUCUGACUGCAGCUGCAGUCUACAAAAGUUUAAAUAUAAAGAAGCUUGUAUCAAAAUAAAGUUUAAUAACAUGCUCUGUACAGUAAGUUGCCUCAUUUUUCACCUGUUGCACCCUUAAGAGUAAGAAAGAUCAAAGGCACCAUUAAUGUAGCAUUUGACAAAGUUCUCUGUAACAAAAAUUGACUGAAGUGUUUUCUAUUUCUAUGCUCUGUGGUUGUUUUUAUAGUGGGGAAAAAAGCCCGAACUUUUUCAUGUGUUAACAGUUGUUCAGUAUAACCAGAUUUUUGUCUAUCCGUAGUCUAAAUAUAUAGCUGUGCAUACAGCAAGUACAAUGUACGCUCACUGUUUAGAGAGAGAUUAAAGCUUUGACAGCAUCCCUCAUAGCCACUGAAAGAAGAAUGGUUGGGGUUGGAAGGGUCCUUGAAGAUCACCUAGCCCCAACUCCCUGCUAUAGGCAGGGACACGUCCCUCUAGAUCAGGCUGGUCACAGCCCCAUCAAGCCUGGCCUUGAAUGUCUCCAGGGUGGGGGCAUCUAAAACCUCUUCAAAGACUAUAAACUGAUCAAAGUUAUUAUUGAUAGAGAAUAAGUAAAAUGUAUACACUAAGAACAAUGCAGAAUCCUUUUUUGAAUUGACUAGUUCUGGUGUUCAUAAGCUUAGCACUGAUGAAGUUUUUGACUUGAAAUCUCUCUAAGCAAACUGAAUUCUCAAGUACAAUGUGUUGCAUAGGGGAUAUUGAGAGGAAGAAACAACAUUGACAGGCUGUGCUGUUUGCUACUAUUAACUGACUGAAGUUUUCCUGCAUUUGUUAAAACCUGUGAAAUAAAAAUGAGGAGUAGAACAGAACAUAGCGGCACAUACAUCUUCAAUUCUAUGUGGGAAAAAACCCACUUAAUAAAACUUACUCUUUACCAUCUGGCAAGUUGUGCUCCACACAGGCAAGUCUUGCACAGCCAGAGUAAAACUGCCCUUAUUUAUAUAUUGCCACGUACAUGUUUCCUGAUGGAGUAACCUUUAUAGCUAGCAUACAAUUAAUUCAGUGACCAAAUAAUAAAGUCAGAAUAAACCAUAUUGGAGAAGGUAGCGUGAAUUAUGGACAAAAAAACAGAUUUAUGUGCAUCAGAGAACACUAAUUUUAUGUUGAAGACUACUGUUUUAUAAAGCCUUAGGCACAGCAGUCUAUUUUUUACUUUCAGUAACACAUCAGAAACACCUCACUUCUUUGAUGACUAUCACAAAGACAAGACUUUGUACAACAGCAGAAGAGAACUAAGUCUAAAAGUCAUUAAGUGAUUACAAGUGAUGAAGUAACUAAGGAAUCAACUUUUGAAAAGAUUAAAAAUGUGUUGUCUAUUAAUGUAAUGCCUAUCUGGGCUGUAGUGUUACCAUGACCUAUAGCAGAAGGUCAAUACAAAAGUACUGCCCUGUUUCACCUGCAAACUGUCACUCAACCCCUCAGACCACAAUUUGCCAUGCCUGAAAAGUCAGUUUCAGGACUGUACUGAAACUGUGCACCAACAAUUUCUCUGGUUGAAAACUGCAUCACAGUCUGCUUAUGCACUUGGCCAUUUUACAAUUAUGUCCUUCCACUAAAAGGAAAAGUUUCUAAUUUAAUUUUAAUCACACUGAUGAAACACUGCAAAUUCUGGAAAUGAACAGAAGAUACAACAAAAGUACAUAAUUUAAAGACACUCAGCAGGGUUUCUGAAUACUCCUGUCAUAGAGGAUUUUUUUUUUAUGUAAAAAAAAUCAUCAACCCCACAUUUUCAGAAAUAUAAUGUUCUAACAACAAGUUUGCUAAGGGACUGUAUAUCUCUACUGCUCCUGUUUUCAUUAUAGAGAGAUCCACGAGGACUGCCACUGUCAGCAUAUAAUGGCCUUACAAGAAUUUAACUUAAUACCUUUCUAAACACUUCUCUCCUGUGCAUUCUGAAAAAAACAUACAGAUGUUUUGAGAUAAAAGUAGACCAAUUCUCAGAAAAAAAACAGAAAAAACAUUUAAGGGGUGAACAUAAAGAAUGAUAACACUAACAACACAGAAUUAUUGCCAUCUUCCUUACUACAACACAGGCACCACGAGAAGAUAAGGAAGUUCUAGAAACUGUUUUUCAGCCCAUUCAAUGGAGGAAUGCAGAGAGAUUUCAAGUCAAAAAACAAACAAAAAACCCAACAGAACAAUUGAGAUGCCACUGAAAAAUUUCAAAGGGAUACUAAAUGUUUUGCUUCAGAAUUCAUGAUCUAAAACUUGCCAGUUGACAUAUCCACAUAAUGGGGGAUUUAUGUAAGAUCUGGCAGCAGUUCUUGCUGGAAAGCAAACACUAAAGGAAGGACCUUGAACUUAACACUGCAAUACCAGCUACAUCUCCUAAUAGCUAAAGCGCACACAUCUCUUAGCAAACAGGUGAAUAAAUCAGAACAGAAUGGUGAAUAAAUUAGAAUUAACCCAAUUUUUACUCUGUGCCAUGUUUCACAAAAUAAAAAUAAAAAAAAAAUAAAAUCAAUGAGUUUUGGGUAAUUAAUACUUACAGUUAGAAGUGCAAUUUCCUUUUUUCCUGAUGAUGCACGAAGAUUGAAGGAGAUUUUGUUUUAAAAGCUAUAUCCUCUGAAUAAUCUCAUCAAAACAACAAGUUAGAACUUAUCUACUAGUUUCCAAAUUGCUGGCAAAGGGAACUGAAAAUUAAAUCACUUUUCGUAAAUGUAGCACUGCAGAAGUGUAGCUGAUAUACUUCCAUGACUACCAAGAAAAAUGUGGUAGUAUUCCAAUUUCAAAUGGAUGAAAUUAUUGAAAGUAAACUAGGAGCUGUACCUUCCUUAUCCAUUAAACACAGCACAGAAAGAGAAUACAGUCAAAGGGAGAUCAAAGACGAUUUUUAGUCAUGUCUUCUACAACCUUUAUUUCCCCAUGGCUCUUCCACGCUCAACAGAAUGAUAGUGUGGGUGCCCUCCUAUCCCAUAACCCUAGUGCAAGUGCUACUGUACUGAAAGAGCAAUAUAUUUUGUCCUGCUACUGAGUCUUCACUGAGCCUGCUCUUGGAGACCUCUGAGUUUCCCUACUACUCAUAAAACCCACAUAGCGCUUCCUGGAAAUUGUGCUUGUGGAAGAUCCAGCACACGCGGUCAAUUCUUCAGUCUUUAGGAAGACAUGACAUUUUUCAUUGUUUUUCAGUUUGGAUUUUUAGAAAAAAAAUUACUUCAGAUAUGGUACUUGCUGAUAAGCAGCUAUGUUUCUACCACAAACCUUAACAGGUAAGAUUAUCAUAAGGAACAGCUAUAAAAAGACAGGUAUUCCCACUGUUU